This is a messenger RNA of Lymnaea stagnalis (great pond snail), 1350 nucleotides long. The record is from the annotation of a GenBank genome assembly. Lineage: Eukaryota; Metazoa; Mollusca; Gastropoda; Lymnaeidae.
AAAACGGUAAGGGGGGUCGUUGAAACGUAACAUUGCAAGUUUAGAGAGCAGUGAUACCAAACAUGAUGAUGACAUUACUGAGAGUGACAGCUGGCGUGGUGCUGGUGAUGUGCAUCAUACAACGGGGUAAGUCUAUACCAAUAAUCGAACAUGCAUCAAUAUUACAUUACAUACGCUUAUUUAGUGUAUACACAGCCUGGACAUCACUAACAUAAGCUGCUCUCUCUACCUUUCUCUCUCCCUCUGUCCCUCUCUCUCUAUUCUCUCUUUCUCUCUCUCCCUUUCUCUCCCUCUGUCUGCCUCUUUCUCUCUCGCUUUUUCUUUCUCUCUCUCCCUUUUCUCUUUUUCUAUCUCUCACUCUCUCUCUCUCUCUCUCCCUCUCUCUCUCUCUCUUUCUCUCUCUCUCUCUGGUAGUCUCUUUUCUUAAGUUGUCUUCUUGAAAAGGGUGAAUACUUUGCAUUUCUCUUUUUGAUUUAAUUCAGUUCUUAUCUCCCCUUACACUAUCGUAUACUUGUCCCAGUUCAAAUGUAGCUCUUAUAGUUUAGCACCACAAAGUCUAAAUGUAAUAUAUCUUUCAACUUUCAGGAAAUGACGUUGAUGCUCAGCCAGCUGGGAAGCCUGGGGGCGCUGGGGGACCCCCGGGUCCUGGAAGACCUGGAGGCAAUGAAUGUCCCCGUAUUUGUACUAUGGAAUACGCUCCAGUCUGUGGCAGCGACACUAAAACCUACUCCAAUGCCUGCGGACUCAUUGCUUAUAACUGUGACAGGCCAGCUAACAGGAAAAUAACUCAGGCGUACACAGGAGAAUGUAGGGGGCGACCUAAGGGGGGACGUCGAGAUUAACCAACAGUGUUGUUGUCAUCGUGAACGACAGUCGAGAGCAUAACAAUGACUGAAUCAAUGCAGAGUUGUACAUUGUCUAUUUAUUUUUUUAUCAAGCAACAGAUGUAAUAUAUGAAUUGUUAUGAAAACCUUCCUUUUGUGUGUGUGUGUGUGUGAAAUAAAUGAAUCCAUGUCAACUAGAGAAAUAGUCUGGCUAACAUCCUCCUGUUUAUUUCAUUUGAGAAAUUUAUCAAAAGAUUUUCAAGUCGUGUAUUUUUCUGGAUAUUUUUUUUUUAAAAUAGUGCUUUCCUGUUUUAAUAUCUUUUAAAUAAUGCUCUUAUUACACAAUUACGUUUGAAUAUGUAUGUCACUAAGACUAUCCUCUUUAUGAUAAUAUAUUCAAAGCUUAGAAGGCGUAUACAGCAUGCCAUAUGAAAGAUUUUAAACGUAUAAUUGUAAGUUCACUUCUCUCUUAAUUAUUGACAUUAUAUGUUCUAAAAAAUACAAAAUUUGUGUUUUUACCUUUGAA